Messenger RNA from Jatropha curcas, 1443 nucleotides. Its product is annotated as PQ-loop repeat family protein / transmembrane family protein. Gene Ontology annotation, cellular component: membrane. The record is from RefSeq and is a predicted model, not a curated record. Lineage: Eukaryota; Viridiplantae; Streptophyta; Magnoliopsida; Malpighiales; Euphorbiaceae.
UUGACCCAUAAAUUUUGAGUCGGAAAAGAAGAGUGUAGAUAAAAAAAAAAGCUUAUAUAGGCUCCUCUUUUUUUUAUAUGUAGUCAUCUUCCUAACAACCUAAGUCUUGGCAGCUAACACACUCUCAUUAUCUCCUUUCAUAGCUUAAAAAAAUUGAGAUCUAGAGAAAGAUGUCGCUGGCUUACUGUGUUAAGGAGCAGAAACCUUGUGUUCGUUGGGUAGAGAAAUACUUCAAAGACUGUCUUUGCAAUCUAAAGGAUGAAUUUUCUUUUGGUUUUGGAUUCAUUAGUUUAAUCUGUUGGGGAGUUGCAGAAAUCCCUCAAAUCAUUACCAACUUUCGUACCAAGUCCAGCCAUGGCGUCUCUCUUAUUUUUCUACUCACUUGGGUUGCUGGAGAUGUUUUUAAUCUUGUGGGAUGUCUUCUUGAACCAGCAACGCUGCCAACCCAAUUCUAUACUGCCAUUCUGUACACCACAAGCACUAUAGUUCUGGUCUUGCAGGGUUUGUACUAUGAUCAUAUCUACAGGUGGUGGAAAUGCCAAAAGAUUGAUGAUAAUCAACAGGUUGAAGAUGAUAAAAAACCAUUGAAGCAAAACAAAUCAGGUGACUCGGGCAUUCCCAUACCCAAUGCCUCACGUACUGCAACUCCUCGUAGGGAGUAUUAUUACACCUCAGCUAGAUCCAUGGCAGGCAGCGGUACGCCGCCUUUUCGAGGUUACCUUAGGGCAGCCAGAAGUGGCCCUUCAGCUAUGGGGCUUGACAAUGAAUCAUCCUCAGAUGAUGAGGCCUCAACUGUCUCCGUUAAAUCUGUUAGUCAGCCUAGACCAAUUCCUCGAUCAGUUGGUUAUGGAACAUUUCUAGCCACAUCAGUGAACCUGCCUCGACAAAGUAAGGCAUUGACUUAUGCCUACACUGGAAUUACCAGUAGAAGACUUUUACAUGAAGGAAGUGGAAUGGAGCACAGUGCUUUUGGACAGUGGUUGGGAUGGCUUAUGGCAGCUAUAUAUAUGGGUGGCAGAAUCCCCCAAAUUUGGUUAAAUAUUAAAAGAGGCAGCGUAGAGGGUUUAAAUCCUCUCAUGUUUGUCUUUGCAUUAGCGGCCAAUCUCACUUAUGUUCUAAGUAUUGUUGUUAGAACCACUGAAUGGGAUAGCAUCAAAGCUAAUAUGCCAUGGCUGUUGGAUGCUGCAGUUUGUGUUGCACUUGAUUUAUUUAUCAUAUUGCAGUACAUCUACUACAGAUACAUGCAUCAGAAGAGAAUAAGCCAUGGAGAAGACUAUGGAGACUAUAUGGAAGCAAGCAAAGCUGUUUUAUCUUAGAACUCUAGUGGAAGUAUAUUGUAUAUUUGUAAUUUGGAGAUUUAAUCAAUCAUCAUUAGAGAUCCUUUUUCCAGUGUAUUAAUUAUAUAAGCAUGAAAAAUUAAUAAUUUGAAAAUUUUAUCCUUAA